Messenger RNA from Gloeophyllum trabeum ATCC 11539, 489 nucleotides. RefSeq lists its product as uncharacterized. The record is from RefSeq and is a predicted model, not a curated record. The transcript has a single exon. Bases 1 to 489 code for a protein of 162 amino acids. Lineage: Eukaryota; Fungi; Basidiomycota; Agaricomycetes; Gloeophyllales; Gloeophyllaceae.
AUGCCUCCUGCACCACCUCCAGCUGUGCCACGCUCCAAUCCACCUCGAGGCUCUCGCCCUAAGCGCUCUUUGAACUGGAAUGCUCUAGAACGCGAUAACACCGCUCCUGCUCACUCCAGAGUGUCCCCUGCUGCCCAGACUCCUCCGCCACCGUCUCCGGCCUCUAGUCCCGAUCCAUUAGCUCUAGGCUCGCCUCCAGCCGCUCCUGCUCUUGACUUGGAGCCUGCUCCUGUCUCUGAUGAUGACGAUGAGCUUAGGUUGCCUGGAGCGCUAGGAGAGGACUUGGACUCUGCUGAGGCCAUGUCCGCUGCUAUGGAGCAAGUCCUGACUGGCCAGGUCAUCGAGUACUGGUCCUGGGAGGAGGCAGCAGAGUUUGCUUUCGCGUCUCUGGCUGAGAGCGCGUUCAAGGGUGCUGAGCAUGCUGGGGAGCCUCGGACUUUCCAUGAAGCGAUGCUGUUGAGAUCUGAUGACUUGGUCACUCUUUGUUGA